UGGGGAAUUUGAGUGUCGGCAUCGCUGACGUAGCUCCUUCUUUUUUGUGUGUUGGCCACGGAUUCCAUCCCCGGGUUCAGGCGGCGGCGUCGGCGGCUCCUCUCCUCCCGGUCUCUCCCUCGCAAGCCACCGUCGAGCUAGCCCGAUCACGUCCCCCACCACCACCGCCGCCACGUUCGCUUCGAGAAGGUUGACCAAGAGCCCCCUGAGGGCGAUCGACCGACCGACAUGGGCAUGAAAUUCCUCGAAGUGAUCAAGCCGUUUUGUGCGGUUCUCCCGGAGGUCCAAAAACCAGAACGAAAGAUCCAGUUUAGGGAAAAGGUGCUAUGGACAGCAAUCACCCUCUUCAUCUUCUUGGUGUGCUGCCAGAUUCCUCUGUUUGGGAUCAUGUCAUCAGACUCUGCAGAUCCCUUCUACUGGAUGAGAGUAAUCUUGGCAUCCAACAGAGGAACCCUGAUGGAGCUGGGCAUCUCGCCCAUCGUCACUUCGGGGCUCAUCAUGCAGCUGUUGGCUGGCGCCAAGAUCAUUGAGGUCGGGGACACGCCCAAGGACCGCGCGCUCUUCAACGGCGCCCAGAAACUAUUUGGAAUGAUCAUCACCAUCGGGCAGGCCAUCGUGUACGUCAUGACGGGCAUGUACGGGGAGCCUUCAGAGAUGGGGGCUGGCAUCUGCCUCCUCAUCAUCAUCCAGUUGUUCGUGGCGGGUCUCAUCGUGCUGUUGCUGGAUGAGCUGCUCCAAAAAGGCUACGGCUUGGGCUCUGGAAUCUCCCUCUUCAUCGCCACCAACAUCUGCGAGACGAUCGUGUGGAAGGCCUUCAGCCCCACCACGGUCAACACGGGCCGAGGCACGGAGUUUGAGGGUGCGUUCAUCGCGCUCUUCCACCUGCUGGCCACACGGCAGGACAAGGUUCGCGCGCUCAGAGAGGCCUUCUACCGGCAGAAUCUGCCCAACCUGCACAACCUCAUCGCCACCGUCUUCGUCUUUGCUAUUGUCAUAUACUUCCAGGGAUUCCGCGUGGACCUGCCCAUCAAGUCCGCGCGCUACCGUGGCCAGCAAAGCACCUACCCCAUCAAGCUCUUCUACACCUCCAACAUCCCCAUCAUCCUGCAGUCAGCCCUCGUCUCCAACCUCUACGUCAUCUCGCAGAUGCUCUCCGUGCGCUUCAGCGGCAACUUCCUCGUCAACCUCCUCGGCACCUGGGCUGACGUCGGCGGCGGUGGGCCCGCACGCUCGUACCCCGUGGGAGGCCUCUGCUACUACCUGUCCCCGCCGGAGUCGCUUGGCAGCGUGCUAGACGACCCCGUUCACACGGUCAUCUACAUCAUCUUCAUGCUCGGCUCCUGCGCCUUCUUCUCCAAGACGUGGAUCGACGUGUCGGGAUCGUCCGCCAAGGACGUUGCCAAGCAGCUGAAAGAGCAGCAGAUGGUGAUGAGAGGCCAUCGUGAGCAGUCCAUGGUGCAUGAGCUGAACAGGUACAUCCCGACUGCAGCCGCGUUCGGCGGACUCUGUAUCGGAGCGCUCUCCGUGCUCGCCGACUUCCUGGGGGCCAUCGGCUCGGGCACCGGCAUCCUUCUGGCCGUCACCAUCAUCUACCAGUACUUUGAGAUUUUCGUCAAGGAGCAGAGUGAGAUGGGCAGCAUGGGCGCCAUGUUCUUCUAAUACGACGGUGGGCGGCGGGGGGUUGGGGGGAGAUGGCGGGAGAUGUGAUCUAAGAAUGGGGGGGGAGGGAAGGGGGGGUUAGGGUGGGAGAAGCAGCAGCAGAUGGGGGGAAGAACGUGGACGUAUCUGGUCCUGCACCUGGGCAAGUGGGGAUUCGGCCAAAUGUUUAAAUUGCGUUUGUAUCUGUCAUUGUAUCUGCCUCCAUUGUGUGCGUGGAAAAACAAAAUAAAAGUAAAUAAUCGUUACGCUUCACUAACAUUCACCAAUGUAUUUAAUCCUUUAUUUUGUUUUUCUAAAUGGACAAUAAAGGAUUUGGAAAUUUGGUUAUUUUGUUCAUGAUUUUUUGUCACGUUGCAAAUCUACAGAAAGGACAUUUUACGUGCGGUAUUUCCUCAUUCACACCCAUGUCACCAUUUGUAGCAAAGUACACGGGUGUUUGGUAUUGCUUGGCAUCUGCUGCUGUCACGGGGAGCCGGCGAUGGGGGAGAAGGCUUGAGGGCUGGGUCAACAAGAGAAGGAUGUGCAAGGCUGUGGACAAAGGCUUAUCAAUGUAGAGCAUUUUAACGUAACUUUUCUGGCAUUUGUAAAACAGAUUUCACCACUUCGUCCCAUCAUAUUUAACUCGCAGAUCCCACUUGUAAUCGCGAUAUGGACUGCCAACUCGCUGUCGAUAGGUUAAUUUGUUUCUGUAGUGUGAUCUUUAUACACACGUGUUGUUGUCGGUCUGAAAAUGCAAUCUGUGUAGAAUGUUGGUGGGAAAUAAAUGGUUGGAAGGAAACACAGCAAAGCUUAGCAGCAGCAAGAUUGUCAGCAGAGACUGAAGCCAUACUCAGGACCUGUUAAACGCCUUGUGCUCUUGCACGAGUUGGGUCAUGUUCGAUAAUUAAAAUAGGCCAAAUAUACACAACGUAUAACAUGCGCCUACAUACAUGCCAUAGUCUAAAUGCAACGGAUAAUUUUUUUUAGUUGAUAAUUACGUUUUGGAAACUCUUUACGCGUCUCCUUCCAACAGUUUUCUUUUUUACUCCACUGGCUGUGGCCAAAAGAGGAUACGAGAGACCCCUUGGACAGUUGACCAGGCAUAAUGUGUCUGUGUUUUACAUCUGGUGGCUUUGAUUUAUCAUCUAACUCUUGAAUUUUGUCUGCUCUGAUUUUAAAUAUUGUUUGUUAUGUAACACCCCCCCCCCCGCCUUCAUUCUUUUCAAUUGUGGUUGAUUGUCACACCGUACACGUAAUAGGAUCAGUUAAUAAUGGCUUUCCUGGACUCUCAUCAGUAUGACAGACAUGCAUUGACUGAACUGCAAACUGCCCACGCUCACGUAAUUCCCCCCUCCCUCCCCAUAACACAUUUGCAGUUUCGGAACGAACUUUGCUGUCUUACAGUAUUGCUGGGUGCUUUUAUUUUCUACGCGAAUUGCAUUCGCCACUGCCCAUUUCAACGUCCCAAGGCAACAAGCGUGCAUUCAGUAUUGUAAUACACGUGAUGCAUUUCGGCGUGUUUUGUAUGUAUGCAUUUACAACCAAAAAAAAGCUGGAAUGUGUGGUUUUUGCCUUCAGUAAAACGCAGAGAACUGUGCAUUCAAAACGUCAAAUAAAACUCAUUAAAUUCC
Petromyzon marinus (sea lamprey) is the source of this 3269-nucleotide messenger RNA. It is a transcript of the gene SEC61A1, whose product is annotated as SEC61 translocon subunit alpha 1. Gene Ontology annotation, biological process: protein transport. Gene Ontology annotation, cellular component: membrane. The record is from RefSeq and is a predicted model, not a curated record. Lineage: Eukaryota; Metazoa; Chordata; Hyperoartia; Petromyzontiformes; Petromyzontidae.